AUGCAGCUCACGAAGACGGCAAUCAAUGGGGGUUGGGAGUUCAAGCAGCGCAGCUCGCUGAACGACUCUACGGCUUCCUCCUUUUUACCCGUGGCCCAAUUCCCUACAGUGGCGCACAUCGACCUCUUACACCAUAAACUGAUUUCUGAUCCGUACAUUGAUGAUCAUGAGCUGGACUGUCUGUGGGUUAACGAUGCGGAGUGGACCUACCGUACCUCACAGGUUCCGCACCCGGAACUUCAGGGGCCCCAGACGCGAGCUGUGUUGGUCUUUGAAGGCUUAGACACCGUUGUUGAUGUGUUCUUGAACGAUACAUGUAUUCUCAAAAGCCAUAACAUGCAUGUGCAGCAUAGAGUGGACGUAACGAAGCUACUGAAGGAAGCGAAGGGGCCAAUCUCGCUGGAGUUGCGAUUCUCCAAUGCUCCUGAGUUUGCACGCCGAGAGAAGACUCGCAUUGGCUAUAAAGGCAACGAUGCGGACGUUCACUUUGGUGGGCCAGAGAGGCUAUUCCUGCGAAAAGCACAGUAUCACUGGGGCUGGGACUGGGGUCCAGCGAUUAAUACGUGUGGGCCAUGGAAGCCAAUCUAUCUCGAGACAUUUGAGCAGAGAAUCGAUGAGUUCUUGGUUCGCCAAGAAACGGACUCAGAUUUGAAGAGGGCAACACUCACCAUCAAAGGAAGCGUUGAGAACUGCGCUCUAACUCAAAAAGCUACUGUCGAGAUUCAGGAUCCUUCUGGGUCUGUGGUACAAACAAGCUCUCUUGAUAUAUUGGAAGGGAAAUUCAAUACCAGUCUCGUCGUGGAGAACCCGCAGCUCUGGUAUCCGCAUCAAUACGGAGCACAGCCGCUAUAUCAAGUCACUGUCAAGAUACCAGACUACGACAGCAGGUCUCAAAGCAUUGGUAUCCGCCGACUGAGACUGCUUCAACAUAGCCUUAAACAUGCGGAGGGCACUUCGUUUGUCUUCGAGGUCAACAACAUCCGCUUGUUCGCUGGUGGUUCCUGCUGGAUUCCCAAUGACUUUAUGCUUCCUAGGACGACUCGCCAGCGGUAUGAAGAUUGGUUGCAGCUUGCAAAGGACGGCAACCAGAGCAUGAUCCGGGUCUGGGGCGGCGGCAUCGUGGAGUCGGACGAUUUCUACGACAUCUGCGACAGACUAGGGCUGCUCGUGUGGCAGGACUUCUUAUUUGCGUGCGGCAACUAUCCAGCAUCUCAGGAAUUCAUGGACAAUGUGAAGAUGGAAGCUGAACAGCAGCUUAGACGUGUUGGCUAUCAUGCUUCUCUCGCUCUGUGGGCGGGCAAUAAUGAGGACUACAUGCUGGCGGAGAGAUUUGGCUGGGAGCUCGACAUGAAGGACGAAGUAGGUCCAUGGCACGAGACCAACUUUCCUGCUCGUGAGAUCUAUGAAAGGCUGCUCCCUAGUCUCGUGGAGAGGCUGGGUGGCGAUGUGCCCUACUGGAGAAGCAGCCCCUACGGGGGAUCCUUUUCCAACGAUACGACAGUGGGCGACACGCAUAUUUGGGACGUCUGGCAUGGUAAGCUCUCUCCUUACCAAGACUACAAGGACUACACGUCUCGCUUCAUCAGCGAGUUCGGAUUCGAGUCUUGCCCUUCGCUGCGGACGCUUCAUCGCGCCAUCACUUCCCCCUCCGAGAGACACUCCCUAUCUCGCACAUUCGAUAUUCACGACAAGGGACCUGGUCACGGGAGGCGGUAUCCCAUGUACAUGGGCGAGAACUUCAGGUUCCGGAUGAACCCCCUGCGCGACUUCGUGUACUGCACACAGUACAUGCAGGCCGAGGCGAUGAAAUACGCGUACAACUGCUGGCGACGGGAGUUUAGGGGCCCGGAGGAGGAGAACUGCGCAGGCGUACUAGUGUGGCAGCUCAACGACAUCUGGCCGGGCUCGAGUUGGGCGCUGGUGGACGUAGAUAUGAACCGCAAGCCGGCAUACUACAUCACCAAAAGGGCGCUGGCCAAGACCGUUGUGGGAAUGGAGCGGACGGUGACGAAGAAGCCCCCAUAUAUCACAACGGGAUAUCUGCCGGAGAAGGCUUCGGUGGAUGUUUGGGCGGUCAAUGGCUCCUUGGAGGCGCUCAACGCCACGCUGAAGCUACGCAUGUUUGACAUUGCCACCGGAUCAACUAUUGAGCUCCCCAAUAGCUGCAGCAAUCUCAAAGAUGGUCACAAAUUGGAGCUGCCGCCGAACCAGACAACAGAGAUAGGCAACAUCGACAUCCCCAACCCAGAUCAGACCGUCUUCGCAGCCUAUCUGGAAGAUCGGCAAGGAACUAUUCUAGCACGCUGGGUCUCCUGGCCUGAGCCGCUUCGACUAGUCCACCUCGCACGAGACCUGGCCGUCAAAAUAUCUUAUGAGUCUGGUGAAGAUGGAACUAGCGACAAAUUGCUUGUCAGUGCGUCUGCGCCAGUAAAGGGAGUCAUGCUGUCGGUGCCCAUGGCUGAAGAAGGUGACGAUGCCGUGUUCGAGGACAACUUCUUGGAUCUGGUGCCCGGGGAGACGGUGCAAGUCCAGGUUCAGGGUCUCAAUGGAAGAUCCGUCCAGUCUCGUUUUCUGUAUGACUGGGAGUUGGAGGAGAACUUUGAGCUAUGA
Molecule: messenger RNA, 2610 nt
Organism: Trichoderma harzianum CBS 226.95
Lineage: Eukaryota; Fungi; Ascomycota; Sordariomycetes; Hypocreales; Hypocreaceae
Product: glycoside hydrolase family 2 protein
Exons: 3
Coding region: 1-2610 (869 amino acids)
Biological process (GO): glycoprotein catabolic process; carbohydrate metabolic process
Molecular function (GO): beta-mannosidase activity
Source: RefSeq, a predicted model, not a curated record